AUGGAUUCUAAAGAGAAAUGUAAUUUGUAUCCAGAAUUACCUGUAAAAAAGUCUGAUGACAAUCAAGGAAGCCCUCCACCACCAUAUGAAAGUCCUGAAUCAGAAUCUUCUGAUGAUGUAGUACUUCCAAUUCCUGUUGAAGGUAUGGCAUUAGUUAUAAAAGCUGCUGAUUUUGCUGCUAGAAGACAUCGUUUUCAAAAACGUAAAGACCAUAAAGGAACACCAUAUAUUAAUCAUCCAUUAGGUGUUGCAUAUAUUUUGACUAAUGAAGCUAACAUUUAUGAUCCUGUAACAUUAGCUGCAGCUAUUCUUCAUGACACUGUUGAAGAUACUAAGACAACUAUUGAUGAAAUAAAUUCUUUGUUUGGACCUGAAGUAGCACAUAUUGUUGAUGAAUGUACUGAUGAUAAAUCAUUACCAAAAGAUGUUAGAAAAAAAUUACAGAUUGAAACUGCUGCCAGUCAUUCUUUUAAAGCAAAGUUAAUUCACUUAGCAGAUAAACUUUACAAUAUUCGAGAUCUUUCUAGAAAUGUACCACAAGGUUGGGAUACAAGAAGAAUAAAAAAUUAUUAUAAAUGGUGUAGAGAGGUUGUUAAUCAAAUCAGAGGUACAAAUGAAACUUUAGAAAAAGCUUUAGAUAAGAUUUUUGAUGAAAAAUGUUAG
Messenger RNA from Strongyloides ratti, 663 nucleotides. Its product is annotated as Guanosine-3',5'-bis(diphosphate) 3'-pyrophosphohydrolase MESH1. The record is from RefSeq and is a predicted model, not a curated record. Gene Ontology annotation, molecular function: guanosine-3',5'-bis(diphosphate) 3'-diphosphatase activity. The coding region runs from base 1 to 663 and encodes 220 amino acids. The transcript is spliced from 2 exons. Lineage: Eukaryota; Metazoa; Nematoda; Chromadorea; Rhabditida; Strongyloididae.